ACACUGCAGGCAUGGGGUGUACAGGGAUGCGGCUGGUGCCAGGGUCACACUACUCCUUGUCAUUUCCCACUCCGAGUCUUUGGGCAGCCACAGGACAGAGGGUUUGGAACCAGGGUCCGCUGUGCCCACAAGGUCACUGGUGUUCAGGACCAGGGCCUUUGCCACUCCUCCUUCCUCGACCUUGAGUGACCUGCAGGGUGGUUUGCAGCCUGAUCCGUGUGCCUUCCUCGCCCUAUAUCUGGGGAGGGAGGGACAGGAUUAACAGAGACCAGUCCAGCAGACCUCCUCCACAGUAGCACACAGAGAGCCCCGGAACAGCUACCAUCCUGAGGAAGGGUCUACAGACAGCAAGUUCACCUCGGGCAGGAGCAGAAAGCAAAGGGAAGGCCCUGGACGCCCUGCCUGCAAUCCAAAUCUGCCAGAUCCAUCCACCGAGAUGUCCUUGGAGAAAAUGAGAGAUCUCCACCUGGACGGAAAAUACCUGGAAACCACAGAAGUGAACGGCAUCCUCAUGACCAAGCUGAUCAGCGACAACUGGGACAAGAUCUGGAACUUUCAGGCGAAGCCAGAUGACCUCCUCAUUGCAAGCUACGCAAAGGCAGGCACAACCUGGACCCAAGAGAUUGUGGACAUGAUCCAGAACAACGGAGACUUGCUCAUGUGCCAGCGCGCCAACACCUUCGACCGGCACCCCUUCAUCGAGUGGACGCUGCCCCCGCCCCUCAAUUCAGGUCUGGAUCUGGCGAAUGAGAUGCCAUCCCCCAGGACGCUGAAGACGCACCUGCCUGCCCAGCUGCUGCCACCCUCCUUCUGGAAGGAAAACUGCAAGAUCAUCUAUGUGGCGAGAAACGCCAAAGACUGCCUGGUAUCCUACUACCAUUUCUCCAGGAUGAACAAGAUGGUGCCCGACCCCGGCACGUGGGAGGAGUACAUUGAGGCCUUCAAAGCUGGAAAAGUGCUGUGGGGCUCCUGGUAUGACCAUGUGAAGGGCUGGUGGGCCAAGAAGGACCAACACCGCAUCCUCUACCUCUUCUACGAGGACAUGAAGGAGGAUCCAAAGAGGGAAAUCCAGAAGAUACUGAAGUUCCUGGAGAAAGACAUCACAGAGGAAGUUCUGAAUAAGAUCAUCUAUCACACCUCCUUCGACGUAAUGAAACACAACCCAAUGGCCAACUACACCACCCUCCCCACCAGCAUCAUGGACCACUCCAUCUCCCCUUUCAUGAGGAAAGGGAUGCCUGGGGACUGGAAGAACCACUUUACUGUGGCGCAAAGUGAAGAAUUUGACAAGGACUACCAGAAGAAGAUGGCAGAGAGUACCCUGACCUUCCGCACAGAGAUCUGAGGUCUUCCGGGGCAGGGCGGGUCUGCCCCAGGCUUCAUGGACUCCUUCCUCUGUCCUGUGCCAUCCACCCUUAGGUUGAGCUGCUGCUGUGACAAUGCUUCCUCUCAGUGUGACCAGCCCUGGGGAGACGUUCCCAACUGAGUCAACCCUGUAGACCCUGUCCCAGGAUGGUGUGCCUGCCUGACUUAGGCAAAAUAAAUGAAGAUCAAUUCCA
Molecule: messenger RNA, 1559 nt
Organism: Heterocephalus glaber (naked mole-rat)
Lineage: Eukaryota; Metazoa; Chordata; Mammalia; Rodentia; Bathyergidae
Gene: Sult1c3
Product: sulfotransferase family 1C member 3
Molecular function (GO): sulfotransferase activity
Source: RefSeq, a predicted model, not a curated record